UUUUGAUUUUUUUCCGGCGACUUAUCCAAAAAUAAACGACAAAAAACUGUUGCUUCGCCGAUUCUACUCAUAAAAGGGUCGAAUUCAACAAGUGCGAACACAACGAUACAAUUUAAAAGAUAUCGAAUAAAAAACUGUUUGGAAAACUUUUCGCUCGCAAAAUAAACCACUGGACGAACGAACGCUUAAAAGCGAGAUAAUAUUUUCUGCAAAACCGAAUCACGACGGAAAAAAGAAGAGAAAUUUAUAGAAUUCUGUAUGAAAAAAAGUUUAACAACGAAGAAUCAAGCUUGAAAACGUGAAUCGGAAAAAUAAUUUGCGACGAGCGAGUGAGUGUUGACGAACACACAAACGGCACUAUCAAUUUCAUCAGCGAAAAAAAAAAUCGAGCGAGCAAAGGAAGCAACUAAGAAGCAAGAGAAUACAAAGGAUUUGGAGCUGCAAGAUAUUUUACCAUUGUUACCCGCUCAAAAUUAUCUGUUCGUUGAACGAGUUAUAGCAAUAUUAUUGCUGGCAAUUGUGGAGUAAAGUUUGCCGAAGUUGGAAUAAGAAGUCAUUGAUUUUCUAUUUGCGGUGGCAGGAUGACAAUGCAAUUGCAUUAAAAUUCAACGGAAAACCAGUGAACAAUUAAUGUUUGAUUGAAGAAUUUAAAAAAAAAAGAAGCGAUAACGGGAAAAUAACAGAACUCUUGAAAAUUUCUCUGGCUCUCGUCAAAAUUGCGCGACAAACUUUCUUUAAUUGAACAAACAAAAGUAAUUGUGAGUGAAGUGAAAAUGCGAUCUGAAUUGACCGAAGAACCGACCCAUUCAGCAUCGAAUCGUCAUCAAAAUCAAUUUGUCGAAGACAUUGGUCAAUCGGUGGCCAAUGCACUGUUCGGUUACACCAAUGCCAAUGAGAAACAAACAACGCCCAACGAAGAAGAAACCGGCUCAAUGAGACCGAAACGUAGCGCCAAAAAACAGCAAGUGCAACUAUUCGAUCCAGAGAUGACUGACUCAAGUUCACAAAGUGAUGACACAAGUGGCUGCGGUGGUACGACAACAACACGAACAUCACGCGGACGAAGUGCAACCAAUUCACGACGGCGAAAAGGCCAACUAAAUGCUAAGGAACGCAAUUUGCGACGCUUGGAAUCCAAUGAACGUGAACGCAUGCGAAUGCACAGUUUGAACGACGCUUAUGAGUCAUUGCGUGAGGUGAUUCCGCACGUGAAAAAAGAGCGUCGUCUGUCAAAAAUCGAGACACUUACAUUGGCCAAAAACUAUAUAACCGCUCUAACGGACAUAAUUGUGCUAAUGCGCGGCGAAAAUGGGAUCAAUGGCAAUGGUCUCAGUUCGACUUCAAUUAGUUGUGAUUUCAUUGAAACGAAUGCAGCCAACGACAUUGACGAUAUUGAUACACUGAAAAGUGACUGCUUCGAUGAAACAUUUCCGGAUUUACUUAAUUAAACAAGUUCGAUGACAAUAAUAACAGCAUCACCACCAGCAGCAGCAGAACCAGUGCAAAAGCAUCAAGUGUUCGCUUCAUCAAAACAACAACAACAAUAACAAACACAGAACAAACAAAUCUAAAAAGAAAACAAACAGAUUAAAUGUAAUCAAGGUAAUAAUUACUCGUCUCUUUUCAUUCUUUUUUCGGGAUUGAUCAGUAAGACAAGAGGGAAAAAAUGAUUUGAGAUGAGCUCCAGUCAAGUCGUUGAAAGUUAACGAUGACGACGAACAACGUCUUUCGUACUUUUUAUAAAAUACCAAUUGACUGAAGAUGAUUGUGUUGUUUUUUUAACGGUAAAAAAAAAGUUUCAACCAAAAUGAGCUUGAGAAAAUGAUUAUGAGUUUUGGUUUUUAAUUUUUCAAUUGUUCUUGAUGUAGCAAUGAUUAAGUACGAUUUAAUGCGAUUUAAUUGAGAAAUGUGAACCAGUUUGAACAGGAGAACAAACAAAUUUGUGCAAUUACAUAAUUUCAAUUAGGUUUUUUUGUUGAUUUUUUUUUUUACAUGACACACCAAAUUGAUGUCGUAUGUGUUCAUAUGCUCUUUCCAUUAACAACUAACAUAAAUAGACACACACAUAUACCGGCAUGCGGAUGAAACAUACAUUUUUUUGUUCUUCUAAAAAUAGACAUUUUUACAGCAAUCACUCAUCAGAUGAUGAUGAGUGGGUGCACGAUCCCACUGUUAUUAUUAUCAUCAUAUAAAUAAAUAUCAAUUUACAAACACUUUCGUGUGUAUGUUUGUGUGUGUGUAUGUGUGUGUGUGGGUCUACAGUAAAUAAAAAAAGGAAACGAAGAUGAAGAAAAAUACAUACAACCAAACAGAAAGAGAGGAAAUGAUGAACGAAUAAAGGAAAAAAAACACAGCAAAUAGAUUCUUGGAUCACGCUAAAGGUCUGCACACCGAAUGAAUAUAUUCAUAUUAAUUCAGCUGUAUUGUAAUAUAAUAUUAUACAUAUAUGCAUAAACUAAAAUAUGAUAAAUUAGAUACGUAAAUAUAUUUAUAACUGGAUGUGGUGUUACAGGAUGUGUUCGUGAAAAUGAUGGAAGUGGUAGAGGCGAGGUGUUAGUGAAGGCAGGAAAAAAUGGAAAAGCGGAAGAAGAAGGAAAGGAGAUAAAUUUGUACAUUUAUUAUUUCAAUGAGUCAAGUCAAACUAGUCACUAUGGUUUAAAGAAGAAAAAAAAAACCAGAAAAAAAUGAAGAAAAAAAUAUGAAAAAUCUCAUUGUGAUGAGAUCAUAAGAGAGCUAAAUAUAUAUUAGGAAGAGAGUUGUUGAUUGAUUGGGAAUUUUAAAAGAUAUAUGGCUGUAAUUUUAUGUAAGAAAGGGAGAUUUAAUCAGUGAAUUAGUAGUUGUAUUCGACCUUAAAUCAAAUUGGAGCAAAAGCCACAUAAACACACGUACACGCAUGCGAAAAGGGAUUUUUUUCUUCUCUCUCUCUCAACAAACUCUAUAUCUAUUAAUAUUUACUAUACUAUACUACAAACUACAUAUAAAUGUACAUGAAAAAAGCCUGCAGUUUUCUAUAUUUCACAGUACAAAUAUCGUAAAAAACGACGAUGACGAUGACGAGAAAUCUAAACAAUACACCCCGCAGCAUUUAAUGGCAUGGCUUUAUGUCCCUUAUUCGCUGCUCGAUGAAAAAUUCCAUUAUAGUUUGUAAUGUUGUUGCUCAAUUAGAUUGUAUGUGUUGUAUGUGUGUUUACAUUCCCUUGUAUAUUUCAUUCAAUUUUUUUGCCUUUCGUUCAUUUGUUCGUGUUGGUUGUGUUGACGCGCUCACACUCAUGUUUUCGUUUUAUUUUUUGGCAUUUCCCAGUAGGCCGACAGCAAUAUCAAUCUGUUUCGAAUAUAUGAUUUUAUUAUAAGUUACAUUUAAUUUCAUAUAAUAUAAAUUAAUAAAUGUUGUGUAACCGCCACGAGGGGAAGACACAUUCAUUUAACGUAUUGUUGUGGAUAAUACACACAGUUAAUGCGCCGUGUGAUGAUGAUGAUGAUGCCAAGAGAUGAAUGGGUUUUUGUUUGAAACGCGUAGGAAUUUAUUGUUGAUCGAAAUGACGUCGGCGAAAGCGGUAAAAUGAAAAGCAGCAGUGGCGGCAGCGGAAGCAGCCAAAGAGGCUGGAGAGGGAAAACGGUGAAUAAAUCUAAAGUGACUCCGAGAAUCAGCUAAAUAUGUGAGCGAUAUCUCUAAUGAAAUUCAUGAAGAGCAUUCCUUUAUGCAAUACUUCAAGCCCGUUUCUUUCUUUGCCUUCGCUCUAUCUUUCUCUCUCUCUCUCUCUCUCUCGCUUUCAUUCCUUAUCUCUUCUACGGUUCAUUCAUUAAUAUGUCAAUGCCGUGCGCGCGCUGUGUUGACAUCCAUUAGAAUUUCAUACCUUUUUGGUAGCGACCAGCACGGAGCAAUGCAUGAGCAUCUAUCAUCAACAAUCAAAUGAUGUGACCCAUUGUUUAAGCCAAACAAUCAGCGAACACAAGGCAGAGAAAAUACAGAAAAGAUCGAUAAUGGCAUUCAACAGGCUUUUAUGUGCGAAUAAUGGAGAACAAGUGCCGUUUUCACAUGUACACUAAUACAUGACUUUCAUUCUCUAUCUUGCUCCCUCUCUCUCGCUCUCGCUUUUGCUCGGUUUCAAUUACAAAAGGCCAAAAAUAUACACUUGACUUUGUGAAUUAUGAAGCAUUCAUUGGCGGCGGUGGCACCAGCAACAACAGAAGCAGCCACGUUGGUGGCGACGUGGUUGAGUGCAAAUGCGGGGCACGGAACAUGUUAUCUCUCAUCUAUGCCAUGAGUACAACUAAAUACUAAACGGAAGUGAUCUGUAAAUAAGCAAAUGAUUUUUUAUAAACGUUAGAUAAACUUCGGUGGUGGUGGCGGGUGAUGGCGGUAGUGAUGUGUGUACAUUGGAAGGCGUAUGUAUCGCGCUUGAGUACAUUUUAUCUUCUGACUCUUAAGAGAUGAUCAGAUCACAACAGAUCAAAAGAACACUUUGCGAUGUUACGUCACUGACAAAACAACAAUGCACAACGACGACAACGGCAUAAGGAUAAAAGGCUAUUUCAGCUGAAGAAGAAGAAGAAGAAGAAGAUAAACUGUGAUGAUAAACAAUGGCCGGUGAAAAAGCGAGCGAGAAGCCGAUUCAUAUUACGCCUACUGCCUCAUCAAAACUUCUAUUUCAAAUAAUAAAUGCUAAAUCGAAUUUCUGCAUUAGACACAUCGCAUCAGACAAAGAGCUAAAUUGGAUAUUCAGUUGCUCCUAAGAAAAAAAAUGUAGGAAAAAAAAACACAAAUAAUUUUUGUCGAUUUUUGCUCAUCGAACAUGAAACGACAAUGGCAUUUAAUCCGCCUUGACUCUGGUUUUUCUAAUACAUUAAGCUCGAGCGGACAAGAAAAAAAGCGAACUGAUCACACAAAUACAAACACAAUACAUACUACCUCGAAAUAAUGGUGUGCUACGACGACACGGAUGUUAAAUUCGUUUGCAAUAUUCAUGGUGUAGCACACACACAGUGCACGCUUGUGUGUCUACAUCGAUUCAGUUUUCCUAUAGACGAACUAAUUUUCUGUUGAAAAGAAUAACAAAAAUAAAUUGAACCAAACAACAGCCACUUUUUGCUCGUUUGGCAUUUUGCACUGGGUGUGUAUGUGUGUGGAUCGUCGGAAAAAUAAUGAAAUUUUCCAUUGAAACUAAACGAACUAAUAGCGUUGCAGAUAGCAACGUUUGUUGUGUUUCAAGCUCAAGUGUGUUCAAUGUUCAUGUUGAGCAAAAGACUCCAUUUAUUCAUAUGAUAUUGUUUCAAGUCAUUGUAGACAAGAAGAAAAAAAUGAAAGAGAACAAGCGAGCGAGGGAGAGAGAGAGAGAGAGAGAGAGUAAAAGAGUGAAAAAAAAGUAUUGCCAGCUUAAUGCUACCCGGCGAUAGAUGUGUGUGUGUGUGUGUGCUUUUUUGCUUCUUUGCUCUCCGUCGUACUAUGAAUUACAAACGUAAUUACAUCUCAAGUAAAGUAACAGAGUUCGGCUUUUAUGAACUUAUUCUGUAGUUUUUUUUUUCUCUAGCUUUGUCUUCUGUUGUGCCAAACACGCGCUCACAUUCUCAACGAAUAGUUUAUCACUAAAGUGGCUGCGAAACGCUUUGAAUUCCCGUCAUGACAGCGACGAAAGAGUCAAUGGAUGGAUUUUCUUUCAGCACAAUAUACAUAUAUACGUCUGUAAUAAAUACUUCACGCAUUUAUGAAUGAAAUAUAUCCACAAUUGAUGUUGAUAACCGCAUCGUGUGGUCUCUCUCUCUCUCUCUCUUUAUAUGCAGAACAACAAAAACUCUGUCCAUCGACAAACCCAGAAAAAAAGAUGAGAAACGUUUUUGUAUCAAAAUCCAGAAGAGAUACGCGUUUAGAACAACAACAGCAUUGAAAUUAAUGGCAAAACAGAGGAAACGACCAUUGUGUGGCUAAUGGUUGGCUAUUCACAUUAUUUUUUUUUUGUUUCUGUUGUUAAAAUCGUUCAAUUAGCAAAUAGUUACAGUUGUAUUUAAAAAAAAAAUCAAUUUCUUCCAGCUUGUUAUCUGAUUUGCCAACGCAAUCGACGGUUUAAUUAAAACUUACAGUUGGCAUAUUCAUUCAAUUAGCGACAAAUUUAUUAAUUAUUCUCUCGUUGUAUUUGUGUUAUGUGUCUGUGUGAUUGUAUACCGAAGCGGCCACCCAUGUUCGUAUCAUAUAAGCAAGAUAUGUGCAUGCACAUUGCAGUUAAGUGACUCUCUUUCCCUCUGUGUGCAUGUGUAUUUUCACCAUUUUCUGCUUUGCACAACAAAGUUUCGGAAAUGAAGUGGCGAGAGCGCGUGGGUGCGCUUACACUUUAUUAAAAAAAAAUACGUUGACGAUUCUUGUGUUUUUUUUGUUUGUUUCUAUUUGUUCGUUUUUCGUAUGGAACUGAGUGUGAGCUGCUGAGAAGGUGAAGCAGGAAAUAGUUGUCGGCGUAUAAAGGGGGAUAUAAACACCGAAAUUGCGUCGAAUUAUGCCAAACGAGUUUUAUAAACUAGCGUGCAAAUAGCACAACAAUUAUUUCACAUGGAAAAAUGCAUACACAAGUGUUUCCCCAUCAAAAAUAUUUAGUUCAAAGUUCAUUGUUUUCCCCGUUUCUCACUCUCCCCAUUGUACUCUCUUUCUUCCAAUUUAUGUGAGAAAUAUAUGAAAAACUGUUUCAUUGUUGCAUGCAUCUCUAUUCACAACUAAAUACCAAGUUAAGUUUAUAAAACACACUCUAGAUUUAUUGAAAGGAAUAAAAACGAGAGCUGCUGGAAUAUUACACGUGAUAAACAUUUGAAUGGAACAAAUAAAUUGUGGAAAUGUGUUAUGAUGAUAAAAUUACCCCAAAAAAAAAAACUACUACUACAUUUUAAUUCAUCGAUGUGCUAGCGCUUUAAUGUUUAUGUGGUUUCUAACAUCUAAGCGAAUCAAGUGUGCGUGCGUGCGUGCAUGUGUGCAUGUGUGUGUGUGUGUGUGUGUGUGUAUGCAAUGGGGUAAAUAAAAACUGACAUGAGCUAUAAACUGACAGAAAUCCAUGCAAAACCAUUUUCUAUAUUAUGAUACUUUGUGUUGCGAAUACAAGCAUCAAUUUUACAUUUUAGUUCUUUGGGUUUCGUCGGAAUUGAUUUAAGCAUCCUUUUAAGUUCAUGGCAAUUGGUUCAUUAGUUUAGUUUAAUUUUAAAGCUUCUUGGUUAUUCACAGUGUAACACCUCAAUUUCGCCGGGAAAACUUUCCACGUGAAAUAUUCAAGCAUGUAAUUCAUUGUAUUUACGAUUUAGUACCAAGAAACAAGAAAUAUCAAAAUGUAUUUCACGCAUGUGUGUGUAGUCAGUACACACGGAGUAGGGUAAGGAUUAAUAUGAAAAUUGCGUUGAUCUCAAUUUUUUUUUGCUCUUCUCGUCGACAACUUCUAACUCUAUACAUUUUGACCUAAAAACAUUGCGACUGCAGAUGAAGUAGACUUGCAAUAUCCAGGAAUCGAUUGGAAUUUGACUUCGGCUUUUUAAAGUGGAAAUUUAAUGAAACUUGUUCGUUUUUUUAUUUACAUCAGGGAAAACUAUUUACUUCUCGCGGCGAUACAGAUUGGGGCUUUUUCAAAAAAAAUUGCAAAUCGUCUAUAACCAGGCCUUGAGUUGAUAACCGAUAUUGUAUGCUAUCAGUGUCGGCGCGGGGUUCCGGUGUAAUGAAAGAUAUCGGUCUAUGUGGAGUGUAAAUUCUUUAUUAGUCGAGCAAAACGAUUUUGUUUCAUUUUUAGACGUUUUUUCAAGCAGUAUAAUAAAAUAGUUUUCCCUGAUUUACGUAAAAAAAAUAAGAACUUUACAUUCAUUUCAUUUGGUAUCGAAACACGGUUUCAUCUUUCAUGUGGAACGAUUUAUUCGAGCAUCCUUCCAAGUUUUCCGCUUUCGAACCACAUUUUUGCUGAAGCUAAACAAGUUGUUGAACGUUUACUUCAAAACUCAAGACAUAAAAUUUCCACUGUUUGCGAUAAGUGCAUGUCCAUAAAAACCGCAAACAGCUGAUUAUCGCAUGCAACAAUGCUCGAAAUUCUGGAAAACUUUCCCACUUUCACUGCGAUGAAGCAGAAGAAUUCUCGUUGAACAACAUACACAAACACGGGACAAAAAAAGUUCAUUUUGUAAGUAAGCAACCAAAUCAAUAAAUUUGUGACAGUUUCAUCUGGUGUUGUUAAUGAAAAUCCAAAUAUUGAUGAUCGAUUAUGCAAGUUUAUUUCUUUAAAAAACCGAUGAAAAAUGUUGAACGUCUCCCUAGUGAAAACGACAGAAAAUCCCAAUGUUGCACAGUUUUUGAAAUCCCGACCCGUUGAAAAAAAAAACAAA
Molecule: messenger RNA, 8331 nt
Organism: Sitodiplosis mosellana (orange wheat blossom midge)
Lineage: Eukaryota; Metazoa; Arthropoda; Insecta; Diptera; Cecidomyiidae
Gene: dimm
Product: protein dimmed
Exons: 4
Coding region: 774-1448 (224 amino acids)
Molecular function (GO): protein dimerization activity
Source: RefSeq, a predicted model, not a curated record